AUGUCUUUCUCAUACGCACAGGCAGCCCAGGGCCGCUCGUCAGCAAAAGCUUCUGGCACUGCGACACCGUCUUCUAACUCAGUAGCCGGCGAUGCAACUGCUCUCACAGUCGACUCCACCCUCUCCAAGGUUGAUGGCCUUGCUGGAGGAGAUACUUCCAGUGUCACGUCAGCCAACAACAACGACGAUGGCUCUUCAACACCGAACAGAGCUUCUUCAGAGUCAACAUGGGACACCAAGUCGCAAAACUCGGACCGCCCAGCUAAAGCAGAUGGCGCCGACUCCAAGACCGAAGCACGCGAAUCCAAAGGUGACGCAUCCAAACAACAGAAGCCCAAGCUCCGCGACGCCCCUCCACCGACCGUGAACAUUUGGCAGCAAAGAGCCUCGACCAUGACUCUCACCAAGCCGGCGACAUCAGUACAUACCGCUGCGAGUAGCAAGCAGGAGAAAAAGGCCGAGAAGGCCAAGAACACAGAGGCGAAGAAGCCCGUCGCUGCCAGCACGAAAAACCGCGACCAACGCCAAACGGUCGAGGCACCUCGAGCACGUGGAAAUGUUUCUGCACCGCCACCAUCAAGCGAUGUUGCAUGGCCUACUAUGGAGACAGCACGUGAGGAAGAGCGCAAGAAGUCACAAGUGCAAGAAGAAAAGGCUUCCAAGGAGACCAUCGCCGCACCGUCAACCAAGAAGACCGAGUGGGUCAAUAUGCCUUAUGUGCCCACUGCCGUCUUUGAGACUACACUUCCCGCAAGGGGAGCUCCCCGUGCCGCUCGUGGAGGCGCUCGUGGCGGAAGCAGCUUGAACGGCCGUACAAGUUUCCAGAGUGGUCAGAAUGGAGAAAAGCCUCAAUCGAAGGGUGCAGACGCCACGCAAGAACAGACUGCUGCCGCAAAUGCCGAUGCAGACCGCGAGUCUAUGCCUCCUCCGCCCAAGCCCGUCAAGGUUGAGGAGUCCAAGGAUGUUGCCUCUACCAACGGUGUGGUCCACGAUGCUCCUGUCACCAACGGCGUACCCAAGCGUCACAAUUCAUCUCGUCGCAACAAGUCGCCUCGCAAGUUUGAGCCAGCUGCACGCCGCCCAUCUGCCGCUUCAGUAAGCGCCGAUGCUGUCAACGGAGCUCAACACGAGGCGACCAAGGCCGCAAACAAGGAGCGUACCUUCGACAAUCCUCCUACAUUCCGCGAAGUCAAGUCAGGCAAGCGUGGAAGAGGUGGUCACCGUGGUGGCCUUACUAACGGCCACUUUCCUUCUCAAAACUUCACCAACGGCUUCCCUGGUGACUUUACCCCUGCAGCAGCAGCGCCUUCUUUCCCUCCUCGCGGUGGUCAUUACCCUCAGCAGAGCCGUGGUGGCUUCCGCGGAGGUAUGCGCUCGCAGUCCAUCCCCUUCGACUAUGGUCGUGGUCAGUACCCUGGCUACCCUAUGAUGGUGCCUCAAGGCUACAUGCCCGAAUACUAUGGUGGUUACGCUCCGCCAGUUCCUGCUUACCAGCCGGGUGUGGAACAACUGUACCUUGUUCCCAUGAUCUCUCAGCAAAUCGAAUACUACUUCUCCUUGGACAAUCUCGUCAAGGACAUGUUCUUCCGCAAACACAUGGACUCGCAAGGUUUCGUCUUCUUGACGUUUGUUGCUGAUUUCAACAGACUCAAGUCUUUGACUACCGAUUACGAAUUGCUGAAGUAUGUUUGCCUUAAUUCGCCAAACAUCGAGCUUCGCACAGGUCAAGAUGGAAAGGAUCGUCUACGAAAGGCUGGCGACUGGGAGAUGUGGGUCCUGCCUAUGGCGGAGCGUGAUAUCACAGCUCAAAACGAUGGCCCUGUGUCAUUUGAGCGCCCCGCUGUUCCUCACAUUGGCAUGGCUCCUCCUUUCUACCCAGGUGCCAUGGAGCAGUUCGCUGAGAAUGCUGGUCUUGAGGAAUUCAGAGGUCGCCAGGCCAAAUCACCUCAUCGCGAGAACGGCAUGUCACCUCUAGGCAACUUCUUCAUCCCUGCUGAGGAUAUGGGUGGUGAGCCAGACACCUUCCCUAGCACACAGAUUGACAAUUUGACUGUUGUCGUCCGCAAGCAUGAGGAGACUCCUCGUCGUGCACCUUAUCACACCGCAGGAUCCAGAACUUUCUCUGAUGGAUCUAUCGACUCGAAGAACAUCUACGAGGAAGUCCAGAAGACAAAGGCCCAGGAGAAGAAACCCCAGACGAACGGCACUGAACAACCCGCCACCAACGGAGACGCUUCCGCUGUCGACGGCCCCGCAGUGACAUUGUUCUGGGUCAAGGACCAGAACUCCCCCGUCGACACUCUCCCCGAGGAUACUACCCACGAGAUGUACAGCCACCUUCGAGGCAAGGCCUUGUCGCAGCGUGAAGUUGCAGCUACAGGUACCUGCCCUUACGACAUGGACGUUCUCUACCAAUUCUGGUCGCACUUCCUGAUCCGCAACUUCAACUCGAGCAUGUACGCCGAGUUCCGCCACCUUGCAUUUGUCGACGCCGCGCAACGUCACAACUCCACUGGUAUCACCAACCUUAUCAAGUACUACAGCGAAGCUUUGGCCAGCCAGAUUCCCAUUCGCGAGCGUGUUGGGCGCCACUUUGCUGAGAUGCUGCACUCCGAAAGGACUGGUGGCGAGCGUGUUGCUUUCAUCCAAUUGCGUGAUUCAUGGCGCAGCGCAUCGUUCAAUGUCAACAACCGCAAGAGAUUCGGUGACAUGAUCGAUGCAGACCUCAAGACGGAGCUUGAGGCAUAA
Messenger RNA from Aureobasidium pullulans EXF-150, 2748 nucleotides. RefSeq lists its product as uncharacterized. Lineage: Eukaryota; Fungi; Ascomycota; Dothideomycetes; Dothideales; Saccotheciaceae. The record is from RefSeq and is a predicted model, not a curated record. Gene Ontology annotation, molecular function: RNA cap binding. Gene Ontology annotation, cellular component: cytosol; cytoplasmic stress granule. Bases 1 to 2748 code for a protein of 915 amino acids. Gene Ontology annotation, biological process: positive regulation of translation; mRNA stabilization. The transcript has a single exon.